AUGGCACCAUUGGGCCAGUUUUUCGCACUUGCAGCCAAUUCACCCUUUUAUGGGCACGCCUUGGAAGAGCUGCAAUCGAACGAUGGGAUUAUAGCAGCUCUAAAAAUCCUAAAACCGUGGCCGGCUUAUCCAGCGGAAGGUGACGGAGGCGAAAGCGGAUUCAGGCUCCCAUUCGAAACCCCCGGUGACUGGAUACGAGACCAUCAGUCUGAAGCCACGACUGUUGACCAAAAGCCUUGCUCUUCACCCGUGCGUUCGUACGAGAAAGCUAUGGAGUACUUGCGAGCUUAUCGAUUAUUUAAGAGUCCUUCUCAGAAGACUAUUAAAAAGUACAGGCGCGGAUCCAAGUGUCGUAGAAGAGACACACUUCUAGCCAUAAUUUUAGAUGCUUUCGCUACAAAUCUCGAGAGUCUUGACGACUUCGAAAACGCCCAGCAAAAUCCUGAUAUAGAACAUUACUGUCGCGAAAAAGGCUUUUGGGAUAGAUAUAUUGUUGGUUUGAUAACCGCGAUUUCGAGCGGGACGGGGAAGUCACCGUUCUAUGACUGCGGGACGGAAGUAGUGGAGAAACAUGUUUCGGAUGAAAGGUAUACGGAAGCGAUAGAGAAUUUAGGAAAAAAUAUGGCGACGAUGUACAAUGUCAUCGAUGCUUGGGUGUGUAAACAUAGUAUGACAGAUAAGAGUAUGACAUACUUUACUCUUUUCAGUCGCAAGAUCGAGGACAGUGGUCUGGAAGUUCAUCGAAAUGAUAAGGAUCUUCGAGCCGUUCAUUUCCUAGAUGACUACCCGAAGGCAAGUAUAGUCCAGAGCCACUCCGUUUCUACAUGGUAUAAAAAAGCUCUCGAUUCAGCGUUGAAAAAGUACACCAAGGACGUUGGCGAAACUGCCACAAAAUUAAUGAGCGACUUGAAAUCGCGGGCGGAAUUUACAAAGAACCUGAUGGAGACACUUGGGAAAGCGGAAAAGACGCAGGAAGAGACAGAGAAAAUUUCUAGUUAUUGCGACACGUUGAAGGGUGUCGUCCCAGAUGAUGAGCCGCUCCCUGCCGAGACUAAAAAGGAGUCUAAAUCCUAA
This is a messenger RNA of Orbilia oligospora ATCC 24927, 1074 nucleotides long. RefSeq lists its product as uncharacterized. The coding region runs from base 1 to 1074 and encodes 357 amino acids. NCBI's taxonomy places the organism in Eukaryota, Fungi, Ascomycota, Orbiliomycetes, Orbiliales, Orbiliaceae. The record is from RefSeq and is a predicted model, not a curated record. The transcript is spliced from 3 exons.